UGUCGCUAGAUUUUCUUUUCAAAGUUUUUUUUAGCAUCAAGUGAGUGACUAAAUACAUGUGUGGCUAUUGAAAGAAUGGUGAGUGUCAUUGUUGGCACUCUUUUUAAUAAACAAAAAAGCAGAAAACUAUCAAAAUCAAUAAUUUCAAGUGUAUUUAUCGUCACAAUUAUUACACAAAUUCAUGACCCUAUUCAUCGGCAGUUAAUUGAUGAUAUCGACGAAGAUGAACGAAGAAUUUGGCGUUUAACUAAAUAUUCAUAUUCAUCUCAAAUUUACAAUUCAUUUAUAAAUCUCUUUCAUUUUCUUGUUCCAUGGCCAAUUAAUCUCGUAACAACAUUGAUUUUGAUUAAGAAAAUAGCUCGUCGCCGUUUGAAUAUUUAUCCACAACAAUCAUACCAAGAUCAUUUUCAACGGCAAAUUUAUCGUCACCAACAUCUUUUGUAUGCACCUUGCAUGUUAAUCUUGUUAAGUUUGCCUCGUUUUAUUAUAUCACUCAGUAAACAAUGCAUGAAAUCAGCGCAUGAACCUUGGAUUUUUCUUAUUGGUUAUUUUGCUUCAUUUAUACCAUCAAUGAUGACAUUCGUUGUAUUUGUAUUACCAUCGAAAAAUUAUAAAAGUGAACUUCGUUCAUUCUAUGAACAGAAGUUUCGACGAUUUCGAAGAAAUCCGUCAUCUAUUUAUCCUGAAAUACAAAUGAAUUGA
Messenger RNA from Rotaria socialis, 702 nucleotides. The record is from the annotation of a GenBank genome assembly. Lineage: Eukaryota; Metazoa; Rotifera; Eurotatoria; Philodinida; Philodinidae.